Molecule: messenger RNA, 1170 nt
Organism: Glycine soja
Lineage: Eukaryota; Viridiplantae; Streptophyta; Magnoliopsida; Fabales; Fabaceae
Product: transmembrane protein 136-like
Exons: 5
Coding region: 147-899 (250 amino acids)
Cellular component (GO): membrane
Source: RefSeq, a predicted model, not a curated record
AGUUACAGGUUUCAAUUUUGAACCAUAUAAUACUUUUGUGCAUAUGUGUCAUGUGUGUCAAUUUAAUUAAUUAGUGAAUGCUUGCUUAUAUGGUAAGGCAUUUGCUGAAACUUCAAUUGUAAACACACAUUUUGCAGCAUAGAGAAAUGGAAGACUACGUUAUAAAGACAAUUGUUGUUGGAGUUGUUUCAUGGACAUCAGCUUUUGUCUUAGUGAGAAGAAUCUUUCCCAAACGCUCGUUUGAUUUCUGCAACCGCGUUGUGUCGACGCUCCAUGCAACUUUAGCAGUAACGUUGGCUUGGCUCUCUGUUAAAGAUUGGAGGUGUCCAAUCUGUCCUGUGGGAUCAAAAUCUUCACCCAAACAGAUGCAAGUCCUAGCCGUGAGCCUUUCUUAUCUAAUUUAUGAUCUAGCUUGUUGUCAAUUGGAUGAAAGAGUGAAUCUAGACAACACCGUCCACCAUUUGGUAAGCAUUGUUGGAAUUGGAGCAGGUCUCUCCCAUCAAAAGUGUGGCUCAGAAAUGGUAGCGACAAUAUGGAUAACAGAGAUAUCAAGCCCAUUCUUGCAUUUGAGGGAGCUUCUAAAAGAGCUUGGUUACAGAGAUACUCUCCUUAAUUUGGCUGCUGAUAUUCUAUUUGCUGCCAUAUUUACAUUUGCUAGGAUGGUGGUCGGACCAUGUCUCACUUACGUAACUUUAUCUGCCAACUAUCCACUUCUCAUAAAGGCUAUGGGAUUAGGUUUGCAACUGGUAAGUGCAUUCUGGUUCUUCAAAAUUGUAAGAAUGAUGAAACACAAAUUAACCAAAAGAACAACAUCGAAAAAUGGACUACUAACUCAAAAUUACAAUAGAGUUGGCAAUCAUCAAGAAGGAGCGAGACACAAGGAUACUUCAAUCAGUUAAAUGCAUGUUGGCUAUUGUAUAUUGUCCAAUUCACUCUGACGUGGUUCUGAAAUGACGUACCUAAUAGGCUAUUACAACAGUGAGAAUGUAAUUUUCAAGCUGUUUGACAGCUGAAUUUGAUUGGUUUGUGCACCUGGACAUGUACAUUAAUUUUACACUAUUUCUAGUGGACAAAUCUGGUUCAUCCGGGAGCUAGACUUCCCUUUUUUUUUUAUUGACAAAUAUUAGUUGUUAAAAUGUUAGUUUUAUUAACAGGCUCGAUUUCUCCUCC